AGCUCUCAAGCUCUCGAGCAGCAUCGGGAGGUGGAUGACCUCGCCCGAGGAUUCUCGAGGUUGCUGCUUCUGUUGAAUUGAAUUCUACUGAUUCGUGAUUGUAGACGAGGAGGAGAGGACGGAUUGGAGCAGAUUGGUGGAGUUUCGUAGGGUCGUGGCGAUGGGGAGGAAGGUCCGCUCGCCGAAGACAGUGGGCACGGAGAUUUCGAUCGUGGGAAAGAAGAAGAAGAAGCCUGCGAAAGUGAAGCCUGUAGAGGAACAGGUGGAAGAAGAUGUCGAGGAUGAAGUGCAGGAAGAGGAUUCAGACGGCGAGAAUGGAGAGGAGAAUGGGCAUCUGAAUGGAGUCAGCUUGGGAGCUGACGACGGAAAUUUUGAUGAGGGUGCGGAUGGACCGAAGGCAGCUGUAAAAGCAGGGAAGGAAAAUGGCGUCGGAAAGCGGAAGGCGGAAAAGGUUCCCGAGAAUGCUGUGGAACAGGAGGGGAAGAAGUCGAAGAAAACGAAAUUUGAGAUCGAGAGGUUGGAUGGUGGGAUUGUCUCGGUGUCAGGCAUUAUGAGCAGUACUGCUUUUGAGAGUCUGCCAGUGUCAGAGCCAACGAAAAUCGCUAUUAAGGAUACCGGUUUCACUCAUAUGACCGAGAUUCAAUCUCGUUCAAUCCCCCAGCUGCUGACCGGUAGGGAUGUUCUCGGUGCAGCACGGACUGGGUCCGGAAAGACCUUAGCGUUUCUUGUUCCGGCUAUAGAAUUGCUAUACCACGGGAAGUUCAUGCCACGGAACGGAACGGGUGUUAUCAUUAUUUCUCCCACUCGAGAGUUGGCUAUGCAGAUCUAUGGCGUUGCCAGAGAUAUAAUGAAGUAUCACAGUCAGACUCAUGGAAUCGUUAUGGGGGGUGCCAAUCGCAGAACGGAAGCGGAGAGACUUGCGAAAGGAGUGAAUUUAGUGGUAGCCACUCCCGGCCGACUGCUCGAUCAUUUGCAGAACACUAAGGGAUUUAUAUUUAAAAACUUACAAUGUUUGGUCAUCGAUGAGGCUGAUCGAAUUCUUGAGAUUGGAUUUGAGGAGGAAAUGAAGCAGAUCAUAAAACUGCUUCCCAAAGAACGCCAGACUGUUCUCUUCUCAGCAACUCAAACGACUAAAGUGGAGGAUCUGGCUCGUGUGUCAUUCAAAAGAGCCCCUCUGUACAUCGGUGUUGAUGAUGCUCGGUCUAAGGCAACCGUAGAAGGACUGGAGCAAGGAUAUUGUGUGAUCUCUAGCGCCCAACGGUUUUUGCUUCUUUUUACCUUUCUGAAGAAGAAUUUGAAGAAAAAGGUCAUGGUCUUUUUCUCCUCCUGCAAUUCAGUGAAGUUUCAUUCUGAACUGUUGAACUACAUCGAUAUUCCUUGCCUGGACAUUCACGGGAAGCAAAAGCAGCAGAAGAGAACGACUACCUACUUCGAGUUUUGCAACGCUGAAAAGGGGAUCCUGCUCUGUACUGACGUCGCUGCCCGAGGAUUAGAUAUACCAGCCGUGGACUGGAUUAUUCAGUAUGACCCUCCAGAUGAUCCUAGGGAAUACAUUCACAGGGUUGGUCGUACAGCGAGAGGAGAAGGCGCCCAGGGCAAAGCGCUUCUGUUUCUCAUCCCAGAAGAGCUUGGGUUCCUGAAGUACUUGAAGGGUGCCAAAGUUCCCCUUAACGAGUACGAGUUUCCAGCAAGCAAAAUCGCCAACGUGCAGUCUCAGCUGGAGAAACUAGUAGAAAAGAACUACUACCUACAUCAAUCCGCGAGGGAUGCCUAUCGGUCGUAUCUGCUCGCUUACAACUCACAUGCUAUGAAAGACAUAUUCAAUGUUCAUCGCCUGGACUUGCAGAGUGUCGCGACUUCAUUCGGAUUUAGUUGCCCCCCUAAAGUGAAUUUGAAUCUGGACAGCAAUGCUGCCAAGUUUAGGAAAUCAGGAGGUAAACCAGGUACAGGGAGAGAACCCAAAGGUAGAAGUAAGAGUGGACAUGGCUUCACAGCAUCGAACCCAUAUGGCAAGCGAGCAGACAAUGACAAGCGGCAAUUUACACGCAUUUAGUGCUUAACCAUUGUACCAUAUUAUCAGUUUUGAUAGAAUGUAGGAUCUUAUUACUUAGAUUCAGAUCGAUUGAAGAGGCUAAUUUCUUUAAUGAGCAAUGUUGGAUUCUUGUUUUCCAACAUUGGAAUAAACCUGACGGAUGUAAGGAUUAUAACGAUUCUUAGUGUAGUAACUUGAGUUGUUACAGGACUUAUACAGUCUGAAGAUGAACUCUCUUACGCUCUUUCGUGUGGACAUUUGACGUCCCAGUAGAUUUACUCUUCGUGUGUUCAGAAAGAAUCCUCAGAUCGUGGUGACAUAUACAACGAGAUAUGUAAUCAGGAACUGAGGAUUAUUUAUCUGAAUACACGAAGAGUAUGACCACUGUGACGGCACUUGCCAAGACGAAAGUAGCUCUAGUUUUAAAAUUGUCCCCGUCUGCAUGCGUAAGGUGGUCCAGUCAGAAAUUCUUUGUUGAAUGCAACACAAAUUUGCAAUAUCAACAUACAAUUGCCAAUUCGGG
Messenger RNA from Marchantia polymorpha subsp. ruderalis, 2555 nucleotides. NCBI's taxonomy places the organism in Eukaryota, Viridiplantae, Streptophyta, Marchantiopsida, Marchantiales, Marchantiaceae. The record is from the annotation of a GenBank genome assembly.